Suricata suricatta (meerkat) is the source of this 2116-nucleotide messenger RNA. RefSeq names its product fibulin 7 (gene FBLN7). The transcript is spliced from 8 exons. Lineage: Eukaryota; Metazoa; Chordata; Mammalia; Carnivora; Herpestidae. The record is from RefSeq and is a predicted model, not a curated record. The coding region runs from base 79 to 1401 and encodes 440 amino acids. Gene Ontology annotation, molecular function: calcium ion binding.
CCCCGCGUGGCGGCCGCGGCGUGGGCCGGAUCGAGGCGGAGUCCCCCCUUCCCCAGCCCAGCGGUUCCCACUGGCAAGAUGGUGCCCAGCUGUCCCCGCGCGCUCCUGCUGCUGCUGCUGCUGCUCGCCUGCCCCGCGUCGCGGGCUUCCCAGAGCUGUCUCAACAAACAGCAGCUCCUGACGGCCAUCCGCCAGCUGCAGCAAGUGCUGAAGGGCCAGGAGACCCGCUUCGCCGAGGGCGUCCGCAGCAUGAAGAGCCGGCUGGCCGCGCUGCAGAACUCUGUGAGCAGACUGGGCCCAGACGCCGCCCCAGUCUCCUGCCCUGCACUGAGCGCCCCUCCGGACGGCAGGAAGUUUGGAAGCAAGUACUUGGUGGAUCAUGAAGUCCACUUUACCUGCAACCCCGGCUUCCGGCUGGUUGGGCCCAGCAGCGUGGUGUGUCUUCCCAAUGGCACCUGGACGGGGGAGCAGCCCCACUGCAGAGAUGUCAGCGAAUGCUCCAGCCAGCCUUGUCAGAACGGCGGGACGUGUGUCGAAGGAGUCAACCAGUACAAAUGCAUCUGUCCUCCAGGGAAGACUGGGAGCCGCUGUCAGCACCAGGCCCAGACAGCCGCCCCGGACGGCAGCGUGGCCGGCGACCCCGCCUUCAGCCGCGCGCCGCGCUGUGCGCAGGUGGAGCGGGCGCAGCACUGCAGCUGCGAGGCCGGAUUCCACCUGAGCGGCGCCGCCGCGGGCGACAGCGUCUGCCAGGAUGUGAAUGAAUGCGAGCUCUACGGGCAGGAGGGACGCCCCCGCCUCUGCAUGCACGCCUGUGUGAACACCCCAGGUUCCUACCGCUGCGCCUGCCCCAGUGGGUACCGGACCCUGGCCGAUGGCAAGAGCUGUGAGGAUGUCGAUGAGUGUGUGAGUCCCCAGCACGUGUGUCCCUGGGGGACCAUGUGCAUCAACACUGGUGGAGGCUUCCAGUGCGUCAGCCCCGAGUGCCCAGAGGGCAGCGGAAACGUGAGCUACGUGAAGACAUCUCCCUUCCAGUGUGAGCGAAACCCCUGCCCCAUGGAGAGCAGACCGUGCCGCCACUUGCCCAAGACCAUCUCCUUCCAUUACCUUUCUCUGCCCUCCAACCUGAAGACGCCCAUCACGCUCUUCCGCAUGGCCACAGCCUCCGCCCCCGGCCGGCCCGGACCCAACAGCCUGCGGUUUGGGAUCGUGGGCGGGAACAGCCGAGGCCACUUUGUGAUGCAGCGCUCAGACCGGCAAACUGGGGAGCUGAUCCUCGUCCAGACCCUGGAGGGGCCUCAGACGCUAGAGGUGGACGUGGACAUGUCAGAAUACCUGGACCGCUCCUUCCAGGCCAACCACGUGUCCAAGGUCACCAUCUUUGUGUCCCCUUAUGACUUCUAAGGCAGCUGUGGGGUCCCUGCGGUGCAGACAUCUGGGCUCAUCUCUCUUCCUCAGAGACUCAUCUGUGGGCCCUGACUGCAAGAGACCUCUCCCCCCCCAACCCCGCCCUGCCCCAGCCCACCUGCCCACCUGCCCACCUGCCCGUGCCCCUGGGUUUCUAGGGCACUGUGCACCCUCCUCCAUGGAGUGGCACCGAAGGGCAGCCCCGGGACCCAGACUGCUGCCAUCACAGUUUUCUUUCUGCUUUAAGCUCUUCCUGUAGAUUAUGUACUAACUUUCUCAAGUCUUCUUUACAGGGAAAUGGGCAGUUUUUCAAAAUGCUGGGUGAAUAAUGGCUUUGUGAGUUCGAACCAGCUGGGGAGGGAAAAGCUUAUGGUGUGUGUCUGAGAUGAUUGUCAGCCCUCCGUACUGUUGCAGUCAAGCCUCUUGCAUGCCGGAGGCCGGAUCAUGCCUUGCACCUGUGGGCACAGGGACUGGGUCUCCGGCCUCAGCCCGCCAUGUUGUUCUCGUCUGCGUUCCCUUCUGUGACAUGCCUGCCAGGCUUCGCAUCAGAAAGCCAUGGCAGGGCCUGGAAACCCCACGCAGAUUCUUCUAGACCAAGGAACCAACAUUAAAGCAUAAGUUCUGCCGAAGUAAUUCUCUUUUAAGAAAUCGUAUCUCAGAACAUAACCUGGUAUUAAAACAGAAGAAAUAAAGUCUGUUGCUCCUCCGUGCC